Molecule: messenger RNA, 1482 nt
Organism: Letharia lupina
Lineage: Eukaryota; Fungi; Ascomycota; Lecanoromycetes; Lecanorales; Parmeliaceae
Exons: 7
Coding region: 1-1482 (493 amino acids)
Biological process (GO): transcription by RNA polymerase II; transcription initiation at RNA polymerase II promoter
Cellular component (GO): transcription factor TFIIA complex
Source: RefSeq, a predicted model, not a curated record
AUGGACGAUGUAAUCGAGAACUGCCAAACCACCUUCGAAGAGGAUGGAGUCAAUCAGCAGACACUGGACGAGUUGAGAAAGACAUGGCAGACCAAGCUUUCGGCACUUCAUGUUGGAACAUUCCCAUGGGAGCCUCCCCCAGCGCCUCAGCCAAUGGCAAAUCCCACAGUCCCAUCAAAUGUUCCACGUCCACAACAGGUUCCUUCCUCCGGAGUGCCAACAUCUUCGACCCCAGCCCAGAGCAAUGGAGCUGGUGGGGUUCGCAUCAAAACCGAACCUGGCUACGAGCAACAAGGCUUCCAGACUAAUGGUCUUCCCCCAAACUACGGCAACACAAUUGCUCAGCAACGAGCAGCAGCAAAUCUUCAACAGAAGUUUGGCGCCGGUGCCAAUGCGCAAAUCAGUCAACUUCAGGCUCAGGCGGCCAUGGGAACGCCUGGUGGUCAGCCACAGCGAAGCCCCAUGAACAUUCAACUGCCUCCGCAAAUGACCGAUCAGCAGAGACAGGAUCAGGCCGAAUUCAAGAGACGUCAGCAGGCGCAACAGUACCAGAGUCUCCACAAUACCCAACCGAGGCCUAUUGUCAACAAUGCUCAGACUGAUGGUACUGACGAAUGGGACGGCUACGUUGCUCAGCGGCGUCUUGAUGCGUCGAAGGACCCUGACAAGACUCACGAAGCAGAUCUGACUAUCAGGCAGCAAGUUGAACAGAUGAACCGUUCUAUGGAAGGGGGAGGCCUGAUGAUGCCUUUGGCCGAUCAAUCAAAGUUGCCUCAAAUGAAGAAGCGCAAGACAGUCGACGCAGAAGCUGGCCCUAGUAGCUCAUACUCUAAUCUAGCGGCGGCCCAAUCAUCAGACUCUAAGCACGUACCUAGGAUUCCGCAAAUGGAUGGAGAUGAAGAGGACGAUGACGAUGACAAGACCGGCAUCAAGGAUGAGCUUUUCGACGAUGAUGAUGAAGACGCAAUCAAUUCUGAUCUAGACGACCCGGAUGACAAUGUCAUUGAAGAAGAGCCGGAGGAUGGACGCCCACAACAAAUCAUGCUCUGCACUUACGACAAAGUGGCACGUGUGAAGAACAAGUGGAAGUGCACGCUGAAGGAUGGGGUACUGACGACUGGAGGCAAAGAAUACGUCUUCCAUCGAGCUCAGGUCAUCAUGCCUACAAGAGUUGCAGUGAAGACUGACAAGGCUCCUCCGCCUCUUCCCGUCUACUCUCAAGCCAUCGUCUGCAAUGGCAUGGUCUACUGUUCCGGUCAGGUCGCGAUGCAUCCCGAGACGAAGGCAAUGGUUGAAGGGGGUAUUUCUGACCGAACCGCUCAAUGCUUCAAGAACCUCUCGGCCGUACUUGAAGAGGCCGGAUCAAGCAUGAAGAAUGUGGUCAGGGUUGGCGUCUUCCUGACCGAUAUGGCCAACUUUGCCGCUAUGAACAAAGUCUAUGAUACCUUCUUUGAGGAUCCUAAGCCAGCCGAACCUGUGUAG